AGUCCACCCUCAACACGACCAUCGGAAUCAUGUGACCACGGGAGGCUUUGGGGUUUCAGCGCGUGACGGUAACGGUCGCAGUGAUGGGGUCUGUGGUGGACAUCAAGCUGAAACGGGCGAAUAAAGUUUAUCAUGAGGGGGAAACUCUGUCUGGAGUCGUAAUUUUAUCCAGUAAAGAAGCCAUUCAGCACCAGGGAAUCACCUUGGCCAUGGAUGGAGUUGUUAGCCUGCAACUCAGUGCAAAGAGUGUUGGUGUAUUUGAAGCUUUCUACAACUCUGUCAAGCCGAUCCAGCUCAUCAGCAAUAGCAUAGAGGUAACCAAGGCGGGAAAGCUUCCAAGUGGCCGGACAGAAAUUCCUUUUGAAUUCCCACUGAAGGUUAAAGGCAGUAAAGUUAUGUAUGAGACAUACCAUGGAGUCUUUGUAAAUAUUCAGUACACCCUCCGUUGUGAUGUCCGUCGACCACUGCUUGCCAAAGACUUGACCAAGAGCUGUGAGUUCAUUGUACAUUCACUGCCUCAAAAGGGGAGGCUAACCCCCAGCCCUGUGGAUUUUAACAUCACCCCUGAUUCUCUACAAAACAUCAAAGAGAGAACAAUGCUGCCUCGAUUUGCAAUCCGUGGCCGCCUUGAUUCCACAAACUGUGUCGUCACACAGCCACUCACUGGAGAAUUAGUGGUGGAAAACUCGGAAGUACCCAUCAAAAGCAUCGAGCUUCAGCUAGUACGUGUGGAAACCUGUGGUUGUGCAGAAGGUUAUGCAAGAGAUGCCACAGAAAUUCAGAAUAUCCAAAUAGCCGAUGGCAAUAUAUGUCGAAGCCUUGCCAUCCCUAUCUACAUGGUGUUUCCUCGACUUUUUACCUGCCCUACACUGGAAACAACCAAUUUCAAAGUUGAAUUUGAAGUGAACAUUGUGGUGAUUCUCCAGGAUGACCAUCUGAUCACUGAAAAUUUCCCGCUUAAAAUCUACCGGUUUUGACUUACAAAGAGAAAUGAGUGACAGUCAAUGACGUGAUAUAAAGAUGAAUGAUUUUGAAUUGUUGGAAAUGACUUCACAUUCCAUUUUGAAAAGCCCAUUUCCCAUGAAACUUAGCCAGUGGUUUAUUGGCACGGACCUUUGAGAAAUGGAGAUUUGUCUUGUCUUAAAAAAUAAACAUUUGCACAUUG
Molecule: messenger RNA, 1165 nt
Organism: Chiloscyllium plagiosum (whitespotted bambooshark)
Lineage: Eukaryota; Metazoa; Chordata; Chondrichthyes; Orectolobiformes; Hemiscylliidae
Gene: vps26c
Product: VPS26 endosomal protein sorting factor C
Biological process (GO): intracellular protein transport
Source: RefSeq, a predicted model, not a curated record